Lagenorhynchus albirostris (white-beaked dolphin) is the source of this 1709-nucleotide messenger RNA. RefSeq names its product testis expressed 22 (gene TEX22). The transcript is spliced from 8 exons. The coding region runs from base 129 to 1535 and encodes 468 amino acids. Lineage: Eukaryota; Metazoa; Chordata; Mammalia; Artiodactyla; Delphinidae. The record is from RefSeq and is a predicted model, not a curated record.
CCCGUAGUGUAUCCCGCCCCUCCCCCGCUGGCCGCCACCUCCCAUGGUUCCCUCCCUUUGACGCUCGCAGUGUGUCCCCAUGACCCUUGCCCUGCCACCCCUCAGCGAACUCCUCAUCCCCAGACCCCAUGGAGUGGAGAGGGGCCGGCUGCCGUCUGCUGCGGCGUCUUCACGCGUGGUCGUGCGGGCGGGGGGCGCAGAGCCUGGACCUUGGGGUGUGGCCCGGGGGCGUUGAGGUAGCCGUGGGCACCUACCCCCAGAGCCCCAGAGGUGCAGGCGAGCCCCCCAAGGGGCUGGAGAUGGACAGCGGGAAGCGUUUGUUUAAGGCCUUCCUGGGGAAGAUGCCAGAGUCGCAGCCACAGCCGUCCCAAGAGAACGGGCAGCCCUCGGCUCCACCAAGCCCAGCGGUGGCCUGGGGCCAGCCCGGGGCCCCGAGCAGCAGUCAGCAGGUGCUGCAGACUCAGGACUGGGAGGAUUCUGAACCACUGCGCCACCAGGGAAGCCCCAGUCCCUGCUUUAAACGCGAAUUAACAGCCAAGGGCACCAGACAUUCGGGGAAGAUCUCUGUCAUGAAGGAGAGCAAAACACCUGGAAAGAAAGGAGUCAGAAGGAGCACAGUGCCAGGCAGAGCACAGCAGAGCUGGAGAUGUGUCACCAUCCGCGAGGUGACCUGCGCCAUCUUGGAAAUAUUGGCCCACGCAGCCGAGCAAGAGGGGCGGAGAACGCGAGCAACUGCGGAGGAGGUGAUGCCGGCAUCACGGGAGACACGUGACUGCGCCCCGCCAGCACAGGAAAGUGGACUGGAAUCCACCCACAGCAGGGGGUUUGGGAAGAGGGUGCAGACAACUGCUCGGAAAUCAAACAAGUUCCAGAAGGACGGGGAGAGGCUGAGCAAGGCCACGCUGGGCCUGGUGCUCCAACUGCUGGCCCUGCAGGGCUCGGGCCGGUCUGGGCUGGACACCCUAGGCAGCCGGGAACAGUACAUUGGAUCCAGGAGAACAACAGUUACAGGGGGAGGUGGCCGGCUUCCUUCUGCUCCCUGUAACAGCCCCCUGUCCUCUGAGUUCCUUCUGCCCAGAACUUUUCCAUCUUGCAAACCUGAAGCAGCACCUCGCCCUCGCCCAGCCCUGGCAGCCAGCAUUCCAUGUUCUGACUCUACGGAUCUGAUGACCCUAGGUAACUCGUACGAGUGGGCUAAAACAGCGGUCCCCAACCUUUUUGGUGCAGGUGUGCGAGACGCAGGGGAGCAGGCCCCCAGCCGCCGCUGGAACGUCAGCAUAGACGAGCGCUGGAGGCUGGCCGUGCUGGGUGGCGGCGAGAGGCCGGGCCUCGCCGGGGCGACCCUCUCCUACAGGGACCUCGCGCAGACCGUGGCCCAGCUGGUGUCCCAGGACGAGGACAAGGGCGUGCUCUUACCCCAUCCACCGAGGUCCGCCGAGUCCAGCAGCGCCUUCCAAGCCUUCCUGGUCCGGAGCGCGCCUUUCUGGCACAACGUGGCCCUGGAGGCCCAGGCCGCGAGGUCGCCGCCCUCCUAAUAGGCGACUCAGCCCCGCGUGUCUGUCUUCGGUGCCUCUCCUGUGCGUCCUGGGGAGGCGGCCUGCCAGGUCUGGGGCGCACGGCUCCUGCGCCCUCCCCAGUGCCCACCAGACAGUCAUGACCAGCCCAGGGAUGAGAAAACGUCCUGGGAGGACGUCUGGCUGCCCUCUCCU